Teleopsis dalmanni is the source of this 1519-nucleotide messenger RNA. Its product is annotated as sodium channel protein Nach. The record is from RefSeq and is a predicted model, not a curated record. Gene Ontology annotation, molecular function: ligand-gated sodium channel activity. Gene Ontology annotation, cellular component: membrane. NCBI's taxonomy places the organism in Eukaryota, Metazoa, Arthropoda, Insecta, Diptera, Diopsidae. The coding region runs from base 133 to 1503 and encodes 456 amino acids. The transcript has 8 exons. Gene Ontology annotation, biological process: sodium ion transmembrane transport.
UAUGACCUUUCCAUAGAUUGAAAUGACAAAUUUUGUCAUUUGAGUUCAAGUACUGACAGACUUUAGUUGCUUUCAGUUCUGUUAAAAUUUGACUUUACUUAGUAUUUAUUUGGUAUAUUUAAAUCUAAUCGGAUGUUGCGCUUAAGAGAUGUUGUUGGAGAGUAUUUGCAGAACUCAACUUUGCAUGGAGCUAAAUUUAUUGUAGACAAAGAUGCUUCGUGGUUGGAACGUCUAUUUUGGAUAUUUUGUCUAGUGGCUUCUUGGUUUGCUUCUUGGCAGUUAAUAAAAGCCUCAUUGGAGGCUUUCGAAAACAAUGCUAUCAGUUUCGUGGUUGAGUCAUCAUAUCGUGAUUGGGACACUAAUUUUCCAGCUAUUGUGGUUUGUGAAUCAAAAAAUAUGGAUCGUAUACAAGAAGUUGCAGAACAACUUUGGGGUGCCGAUCAUGAUUUUACACUUGAAGAGGUCUUGAGCGAGAUAGCAUUUUUUCGUGGUGAAUCUUAUCACACUGUACAUGAAUGUGGUGGUGAAGAACCAGCAGAGAAUUGCUUUUAUUCCAAUUUUUCCUAUUAUGCUCAGUUGGUACGCAGCAGUUGUCCAGAUUCCAUACAAAACUGCCUGUGGAAUGGUAAAUCUUUUGAUUGUUGCAAAUAUUUUCGACGUAUGGAAACGGAAUUGGGUAUCUGCUAUGCAAUUAACUCCCUACAGGCUGGGUUAAAUAAGGGUCCGAAACUUAAUAUGUAUUCGAAUAGGUAUACGGGAGCAGGAUCGCUACAAAUGGAGUUAUUAACUGAAGCAACUGUCUUUAUACUUGGUGAAGAAGAAGUGCCAACAUUGGUAACACCUAAAACCGAUUAUUUGAUAGUGGGUCCAUAUGUGUCAUUUGUGCGUCAUAUAGCAAAACGUGAUAUUCAAAACGAUGAUCAAAUUCGUGAUACAAGCGUAGCACAACGAAAUUGUAGAUUCAGUGAUGAGAAUACAUUGGAUGUUCAUCGUUAUUACAGCUAUAGCGCCUGCACUGUACAAUGCCGUAAAGAUCGACAAAUGGAGUUGUGCAAUUGCUCUAGUCAUUUGACACCAAAUACACCAGAUUGGCAGCUUUGCAAUAUGGAUGGUCUGGAAUGUCUUAAUCGUAACUAUGAAGAUCUGUCUGUUAUAAUAGCAAAAUGGUCUCGAGGACGGAAAGGAUUGGUGUGUGAUUGCUUACCGUCAUGCACCGAAGUUGAUAUAUCCACGGUGCAUGAUAGUAAAGAGAAUAUAUACGGUCAUCAGAAUCCCAUAUCUAAAAUAGAAAUUUCACUUAUCGAAUUACCAACGGAGCGUUAUAAACGCAAUGUAGUGCGUGGCAAAUUGGAUUUGGUCGUGUCUAUUGGUGGCACAACGGGCCUAUUUGUCGGUGCCAGCUUGCUUAGCUUCGUGGAGAUUGUGUACUAUAUCACCAUCCGACCAUACGGCACAAUGCUAUUCGAGAAGCAUCGAUUGCGUCAAGAGCUACAAACGAACUGAACAAUACGAAGACACA